Molecule: messenger RNA, 9520 nt
Organism: Acinonyx jubatus (cheetah)
Lineage: Eukaryota; Metazoa; Chordata; Mammalia; Carnivora; Felidae
Gene: ADAM22
Product: ADAM metallopeptidase domain 22
Exons: 34
Coding region: 56-3199 (1047 amino acids)
Biological process (GO): proteolysis
Cellular component (GO): postsynaptic density membrane
Molecular function (GO): metalloendopeptidase activity
Source: RefSeq, a predicted model, not a curated record
CGGGGCAUGAGGAGCUAGCUGAGCGUCUCGAACGAGGCGGGCUGACGGCAGCACCAUGCAGGCGGCGGCGGCUGCGUCCGUGCCCUUCUUGCUGCUCUGCGCCCUGGGGACCUGCCCCCCGGCGCGCUGCGGUCGGGCAGGAGACGCCUCGUUGACGGAGCUGGAGAGGAGGAACGAAAACCGCUUCCUGGAGCGCCAGAGCAUCGUGCCACUCCGGCUCCUCUACCGCUCGGGCGGUGAAGACGAAACUGGACACGACGCGCUCGACACGCGGGUGCGGGGCCACCCCGGCGGCGGGCAGUUGACUCAUGUUGACCAGGCAAGCUUCCAGGUUGAUGCCUUUGGAACAUCCUUUAUUCUCGAUGUCGUGCUAAACCACGAUUUGCUGUCCUCUGAAUACGUAGAGAGACAUGUUGAACAUGGAGGGAAGACUGUGGAAGUUAAAGGAGGAGAACAUUGCUACUACCAGGGCCGUGUCCGAGGAAACCCUGCUUCAUUUGUUGCAUUGUCAACAUGCCAUGGACUUCAUGGAAUGUUCUAUGAUGGGAACCACACCUAUCUCAUUGAACCAGAAGAGAAUGACACCUCCCAAGAGGAUUUCCAUUUUCAUUCGGUUUACAAAUCCAGACUGUUUGAAUUUCCCUUGGAUGAUCUUCCAUCUGAAUUUCAGCAAGUACACAUCACUCCACCAAAAUUUAUUUUGAAGCCAGCACCAAAAAGAAGUAAACGGCAGCUUCGUCGACAUCCUCGUAAUGUAGAGGAGGAGACCAAGUAUAUUGAACUGAUGAUUGUCAACGAUCAUCUCAUGUUUAAAAAACAUCGGCUUUCAGUUGUACAUACCAAUACAUAUGCAAAAUCGGUGGUGAACAUGGCAGAUUUGAUCUAUAAAGACCAACUGAAGACAAGGAUAGUAUUGGUUGCCAUGGAAACCUGGGCAGCUGACAACAAGUUUGCCAUAUCUGAAAAUCCAUUGAUCACCCUACGUGAGUUUAUGAAAUACAGGAGGGAUUUUAUCAAAGAGAAAAGUGAUGCAGUUCAUCUUUUUUCGGGAAGUCAAUUUGAGAGUAGCCGGAGCGGGGCAGCUUAUAUUGGUGGGAUUUGCUCGUUGCUGAAAGGAGGAGGCGUGAAUGAAUUUGGGAAAACUGAUUUAAUGGCAGUUACACUUGCCCAGUCAUUAGCUCAUAAUAUUGGUAUUAUCUCAGACAAAAGAAAGUUAGCAAGUGGUGAGUGUAAAUGUGAGGACACGUGGUCUGGAUGCAUAAUGGGAGACACUGGGUAUUAUCUUCCUAAAAAAUUCACUCAAUGUAAUAUUGAAGAGUAUCAUGACUUUCUGAAUAGUGGGGGUGGUGCCUGCCUUUUCAACAAACCUUCCAAGCUGCUCGAUCCUCCUGAAUGUGGCAAUGGCUUCAUUGAAACUGGAGAGGAGUGUGACUGUGGGACCCCUGCAGAAUGUGUCCUUGAAGGAGCAGAGUGUUGUAAGAAAUGCACCUUGACUCAAGACUCUCAAUGCAGCGAUGGUCUUUGUUGUAAGAAAUGCAAGUUUCAGCCUAUGGGGACUGUGUGCCGAGAAGCAGUAAAUGAUUGCGAUAUUCGUGAAACGUGCUCAGGAAAUUCAAGCCAGUGUGCCCCAAAUAUUCAUAAAAUGGAUGGAUAUUCAUGUGAUGGUAUUCAGGGGAUUUGCUUUGGAGGAAGAUGUAAAACCAGGGAUAGACAAUGCAAAUACAUCUGGGGGCAAAAGGUGAUGGCAUCAGACAAAUACUGCUAUGAGAAACUGAACAUCGAAGGGACAGAGAAGGGUAACUGUGGAAAAGACAAAGAUACGUGGAUACAGUGCAACAAACGGGAUGUGCUUUGUGGUUACCUUUUGUGCACCAAUGUUGGUAACAUCCCAAGGCUUGGAGAACUUGACGGUGAAAUCACAUCUACUUUGAUUGUGCAGCAGGGAAGAACAUUAAACUGCAGUGGUGGGCAUGUGAAGCUUGAGGAAGAUGUAGAUCUUGGCUAUGUGGAAGAUGGGACACCUUGUGGUCCCCAAAUGAUGUGCUUAGAACACAGGUGUCUUCCUGUGGCUUCCUUCAACUUUAGUACUUGCUUAAGCAAUAAAGAAGGCACUGUUUGUUCAGGAAAUGGAGUUUGCAGUAAUGAGCUGAAGUGUGUGUGUAACAGACACUGGGUGGGUGCAGACUGCAGCACUUACUUCCCUCACAAUGAGGACUCCAAGACUGGCAUUACUCUGUCUGGCAAUGGUGUUGCUGGUACCAAUAUCAUAAUAGGCAUAAUCGCUGGCACUAUCUUGGUGCUGGCCCUCAUAUUAGGAAUAACUGCAUGGGGUUAUAAAAAUUAUCGAGAACAGAGACAGUUACCCCAGGGAGAUUAUGUAAAAAAGCCUGGAGAUGGUGACUCUUUUUAUAGCGACAUUCCUCCCGGAAUCAGCACAAACUCAGCAUCUAGUUCUAAGAAGAGGUCUGCUUUUCUGUCGCAUUUUCAGAUUUCUGCCUGUUCCAUCACACAUUAUUCCAUUAGUCAGAACAUUUCAUUAUUUUGCAGCAGGUCUAAUGGGCUUUCUCAUUCUUGGAGUGAAAGGAUCCCAGACACAAAACACAUUUCAGACAUCUGUGAAAAUGGACGACCUCGAAGUAACUCUUGGCAAGGUAACGUGGGAGGCAACAGAAAGAAAAUCAGAGGCAAAAGAUUUAGACCUCGGUCUAAUUCAACUGAGAGGGAGCCCCAAGCACCUGAGCCUGGGCACUCCCUCGCCCAGACAGUCCCAUCCCAAGGCAUAAGCCCAGGGGGCUCUGACAGCCCCCAGACAGGGAGUCUGGAUCACAGGUAUUUAAACCCAUGGUUCAAAAGAGACUAUAAUGUAGCUAAGUGGGUAGAAGAUGUGAAUAAAAACACUGAAGGACCAUACUUUAGCUCUCAAGAUGGCCAGCGUCAGGAAGACAGGACUCUAUCUCCUGCCAAGUCUCCUUCUUCAUCAACUGGGUCUAUUGCCUCCAGCAGAAAAUACCCAUACCCAAUGCCUCCACUUCCUGAUGAAGAGAAGAAAGUGAACCGACAAAGUGCCAGGAAACCCAGCCUCACGGAAUCACUGCAAAUCUAUCUGCUCUUCAGACAAUACAGACCCUCUGAGAUGCCACAGAGGAGAGGAAGCCGAGUCUCACGUCUGGAUACCAUUUUCUUUUUGUCAUUGGCUUAGGAUUUAACUGAACCAUGAAAAGAACUACUGAAAUGUUACACUAUAACAUGGAAAAAUAAAGGUACCGGUAUGUUAAUGGAUAAUCCGCAUGACAGAUACAUGUAGAAAUCUCACUAAAAUUAACUCAUGACCCAAAUGUAGCAAGUUUCCUAAGGGACAAUAGUGGAUUCAGAACUGACAUUCUGAAGCACAUCCUCAUUGUAGACAGUAAUGCUAUGUGCAUGAAGCUUCUGUUUAUUGCUUUCCACAUUUAAGGAAACAACAUCCCAUAAUAGAAACUAGCAUGCAGGGCUAAGGCAUAUAGGAUUUUUCUGCAGGACUUUAAAGCUUGAGAGGCCAAUAUCCCAUAUGCUUACUCGAAACAUGUAUCUUUAUUUUUGUUUUUUUACUUUUCAUAUUUAUAUCAGCAUACAAGGACAAUUGUACAUAUGUAAACAUUUUUAAAAUAAAAAAAGCAACUGUUACACACAAGUGUAUUUUGCCAAAUGCCUAAAAAUAAUCAGUAACAGGCACAUCGUCAUCAUCCAUCAAAUGGUCUUUAAAGAUGAUAAACAGAUGAUGUUGUAAAUAUAGUGGUCAGUGCCCUAAGUGUCUCUCUCCGUAAUUGGUAUUUGUCCUCCAAAACCUGUGAUAUCCCUUUAAGCUGUGCACAGCCUGGAGGCAGUUUUCUUGAGUGAUUAAUCGAACCAGAGAAGAAAAUGCCCAGCAAAUCUGGGGCUUCCACAUUGGCUGGGGCAGGAGCUCAGUAGUGUAGCCAGUCUCUGGCCUCCAGGCACUCACUCUGAGGCUGAUGGCUGCUCCCUGGGAGUCCUCCAGCCAGUGUCUGCCUCGGCAGCUGUUGUCUUUCAGUAUCAGAGCACGCCUAGUCUCACCCUGGAGGCCCGUGAGCCCCUCAGCAGCACGUCCUGCUGACCUUAAGCAAGUGUACCAAAGACACGUGAGACCGGGGCCCCUGAUACAUUGAUAGCUUCCGACUUGCCGACACUCUAACCCUUUGUGGCCUCAAUUUUUGUUCUUUGACAAAACUUUUUAGCUACCUUUAUCUGUAAGAUGAAUAGCUUGUUUUAAUAAAACCAACUUUUACACUUUAUCAAGGAUAUUUAUCAUCAGUAGGAUGUGAGUCCAACAGGUCAUUCCGCACUGAUGUGGAAGCAAGGUGAUGGAGGUUCUACCAACUGGGUGGGAAACCUCAACAGGCCACAGAGGGUUAGAAGAAACCUAAAGCCCCAAGUGUGCGGCAACUGUGAAGUUACCCAAACAGCUGGCAGGGGAAAAGAUCUGAUGUUUUGAACUCUUUUUUUUUUUUUUUUUUUUUUUAAUCCAUAGAAAAGUGAGAAAUCUAUGUUAAAGUCCCUUCUUUAAAACCAAAGUUGGAUAGCUGUUACAACGCAGCUCUGUCAUUCUAAAAGAAAACUUCCCUGGGAAAGACUACUCUAGUGAACUCCGAAAUUGAUGGGAUCAAUCCAAUGCUUUGAUGUGAAGAGUACUUCUGAAUUUCCUCAUUUUCUUUCCUUUUUCUUGAGAGGAAUGGAAUCUGCAGACAAGAUUUCAGAAGUAUUCUCCUAAAUUUGAUCUCUCCCAAUAGUGUCCAUGGUCAAAAUCCAUUUCAUGUUCACAUAUAGUCAUCUUAGAUGCCCAAACUGCAGGGCCAUGUUAGAGGCAGUAUUUUAUAUUCUAUGGUUUUUGUCUUCUGUAACGGACCUCUCUUCUGAAAGUCUUUGAAAAUGUUUGACAAGAAAUUUAAUCACUCAAAACUAUAAAGUGUUUGUAAAUGGCAUUUUUCAUGACAGGAAGGGAUGUGAUUGUCAAUACUACAAUGAAAUGAUCCAUCAGAUUAAGAUUUGGGUGAGUGUUGGGUGACAAUGCCAUGUAGCUCAAAUGAAGGGCAGGAGGGCAGACAGAUUUAAAGAUGUAGCAAAUAAAGUGGCUUUUGACCAAGAUCACUUUAAUGUGCACUGAAUAUUUUCUGGUAUUGAGUGUAUAAAAUGCUAAUGUUAUAAGAUUUAUUUUGACUAUAAAAGAGUUUAUAGAUUUGAAUGUAAGGUACCUUGUGUAAAUAUGCUUCCUAGUUGUGGUUACAUAAACCCUAAUUUGAAAGAAUUUACAAAUGGGGAGCUACUUGUCAACAGAUUCCCUCCCAUACACUUUCCUUACUUUCUCAAUUAUUUUUACAUGAAAACUAUUAUUUCAAGUAAAAGUCAUUGUAACAUGUCUUUUGUAAGGCAUAGUUAUUUAUAGUCAGGCUCCUUGAUAAUAACCUUCAGGUGGAACUGAAUGAAAAGCAUUUGUUUUAUUUGCAGGAAGAUUAUGAUUUUAUGGUAGCUUUAAUGUUCUGUUCUGGGUAUCUGCCUAAGAAUGUUUGAACAUUCUUACAGCCAUUUGCAGAAUUCUCUGACAAGUUUAUAAUCUUAGUGGCUACUUUUGAGAAAUACCUAUACAGGUACUCAUGGUUGGUAUUUAGAUGUAUUAAAUCUAAAUAUUUAUGACUUUUCAUCCACUGAAACAGGAAAAUGGACCUAUGGCACUAAACACAAGCACAGCAUUAGAACUUUUUAAUAUAUUUUGGAGAGGAACUUUGAGGUCAUCAGAGCGGUUUGUAUCACGCAACUAAUAUUUAUAGCCCCCAGUCAAUUAUAGAACUCUGAUGCCAAGCAGAGAAGAGUGGUUCAUUGGCCUUUCUCUUCCAUUGUAUGCCUUUUUCUUUUCUUUCUAAAGUUUUUUGCAUAGAUAAAACUUCAGAUUGACAACCGUGCUGCCUGCAAUGGUCCAUUUGUCCAUAGACAUUGCAGUAUAGCAAACUCUGACUUAAACAUUGAAAUCUCUUUAUUAAGAAUGAUAACAAGGGGGUGGGGGUAAGAGGGAGCCCCUGAAGGAACUGAGGUCAGACUUACCGGUCUGUGUCCAGCCAACUCUUUCUUUAGUCAGGAAGUAGCGUCCUCCUCAGGAGUCCCUCAGCUGGAAAGUGAUCCCAGGUCACGUGCAGCCUGUGGAAAGGAACCCACUCAAACAGCACAGCAUAGUGAGGGCCUUCAGUUUACCUUAGUUGCUCUAUAGUUUAAAGAAACCCAGGGCUGUUCUUUAAAAAUUUUUGACUAAUAAAGUAAAUGUAGGGUUGGAAUGUCAAAAAUACUUGAGAUAGGUGCUUUAUUAAGUGAUACUAGUUUCUUUUUCCCCUGGCUUUAAAAAGGCUUUUAAAAUUGUCUUUAUGUAUAAAGUCAGUCUGGUAUAGAUUUCUGUGCAUAAGAUAGAUAGGGUUUCUAAAAGAAGUUGCUGAUAAAAUUAGAUCUUUUGUGCACUUCCCAAAAAGGACUAUUUAUGUUUGAUUUUCAUCACAGCCUUACGUUUCUGUUGUUGUUGUUGUUGUUGAUUCCCUUGCAAAUUUGCAUAAUUUAAACUGUCAAUUGUCCCAGAUCUCUUUACCUUUUGCUUUUUUGGACUUUGUUCUUUACUUUUUAGUUACCUAUGGGCUGGAGGAGAUGCGGUAUUUCUAUGCCCUCCUUUACAAAAUCAAGCGUGUUUAUUUCAUCCAUUCUUCAUUUCCUGUUGUCAUGUACUUCUACUUUAACUUAUAUAUUUAGUGUUUUAAUGUUUCCUCAUGUUAUUCAACAUAAUAAAUCCUUACCUAAAGAGAAGACUAUUUUACUUUAUUUUACUUAAACGUAAAGGAAGGGUAGUUUAUUGGGAGGAUACCGAGUAGCUGGCAGUGCCGAGAUGUGGCACUCAGUGGACUGAAGGAACGAAGGGUGGCCAGCCGCUUGCUGCCACAGCCUGACUAGGACACCACUGCCAGCUGCUGUCAAGGGCGCCCCCUUGGGCAACGUAUUAUAAAUUCCAUCCUACCAACUUGGUAAGUUGCCAUCAGUUUUUCAUGAAAUGUUCUGACUUCCACUGGCGGCAUAACAUCUACAUUUCAGGGUCCUGAUGGUCCUUUUCCUUUUGCUUCCGUUUUCCCCUAAAAUUGCUACGCACAUUUUUGUUGUUGUUCAAUGGAGUCAAGGUGAAUUUCUCAUUCUACUAGCUUAAAAUAUAUAAAAGGCAGAUAUUUCUGUGGAAUAGGGCUUAAUUUGAGGCUUGUUAAUUUUUUGUUGUUUUUCCCCUCAGUUAUUUUCUGAAUGGAUAAAAACUGUUCUGAUUUUGGAUGCAGCACGUUUCCUCCUGGCAUAGGAGCACUAAGCACUUUCAUAAACAGCUUCCCCUGUUGGAUUGUGAGGAGCCCACACUGCUCUUAUGAAUCCGUUAAGAGGCAGCAGCCCACGAUCUGAGUGUCUGUAUGCGUGUGUGCACACGUGCACAGCCUCAUGUGCUAGAACUCUGGGCACAUGCUGAUAGCAUAUGCUGUGCAGGCAGGUGCCUUUAAUUCUGAGAGCAGCUUUCCCAGAUGUUCAUCAAAUGAAGAUACAGCAGGACUUUAGAAAUCAGGGCAUAGUAUUUCUCUUCAUGUUUUAUUCAUGGCUUUGUCAGAGCCCCUAACAUGGAGCACCAUCUGGUUCAGUUUAUAAGUAGAAAAGCAAAACAUUCAAAAACAAAAACCUGCCUGGCAUUUUUGUCCUUUAUCUCCAGGACCUGACAAACAGUAAGCAUCCUCCCUACGGAGUCUGAGAGAUGCUUCCAAACCCUUCCUACUCCUCUUCAGUAGCUUGCCAGCCCUUUUCUCCUCACUGUCGUGGAGGUAAGUCCCUUCUUGGCUAAACUGGCACUGGGGAGAACCACAGGGUGAAGAAUAGGAGGAAGAGAGGCACCUUUAGUCUUCUCUCACUGGCAACUGGGCAUGGAUUAUGCAACAUUUAGAAGUCACUAAGAGAUUGGUCCUCGGGUAUAUUUCAGGAUGGAGGGGGGAUAGAAAGUAGUGAGCCUUGGGAGGUCACGGGGUAUUUAGUCUUGACACAGGAGCAGAAUGGAGACGCACAUGAGCCCAGAAGCCAGGUGUGCAGAAGGUGAUCAGUGGGGAUGUGGUGGGGACAGAGGGGCUGAGUGCCUAAGACAGACUGGUAUACUUUGCAGUUUUACUGAGUGUUGGCUCUAUAAAUACUUUAUGGGCCCAGUACAUGUUGGGCCUGUCACCCUUGCUCAGUGUGUCCCUAUUGAAUUGUUCAUAAAACCUGUAUUGAAUGGAGACGUACUUCAAGGCUGGCAGAGUUUUGCUCCAGGGCACCAUUAUUUCAUGUGUUUAGGUAUCCUUAAAAUCAAAACCAGGGAAAAUGUAGGGUGGCUUUUUUUUUCUUUUUUUUUUUUUUACAAAAAGGCAUACAAUGAGACUAGCAAUCUUAAGAUAAUGCACUUACAAAAUCAUCAGUAAAGUUUUCAAAGAGUUUAUGAAAAGGACAUUUUCCUCUCAAGUUAAAAAAGUGUCAGAUGUGGAUUUUUUGUGUUGUAAUGGUCAAACUCUAAAAUAAUGCAAAUAGCCCCCAAAUCUUUAAACAUAGCGGUGCUAAGUUCUACCAGAUAACACAUUAUGGAAAGUGCUGAUAUGAAUUAAUAAUUUAUUCAGUUAUGAUACAAGAGUUCUUGCUAAGUUAUACAUGUAUAUCACUGCCUGAUUAGAAACCCCACUUUCUUUUCUAAUCUAGCACAAAAUCUGUGAUUCUACAGCCAGUCUUUUUAAUGGGUAAAAAUGACCCAACACCUUUGUUUUAUAUGGGAAACUUUUUUUUUUUUUUUUAACACUAACUUCUAAAGUGCUUAACAAAAGGUUUAUUCAGGAUAACUAAGCACGUAUGUCCUUUUUAAACUUGCUGGAAGAGACUUACCCCUCCAAUCUAGCAUCCCAAAAAGACAACUUCUUUUAGGAACUGGGCAUUCUAACUAAACAUAGCAGCUUAUAUGUUAGCCAAGGUAGGUCUGCGCUAGUGUUUUCCACAACCAUCAUCUUAAGGGGUGAUGUCCAUCUACAGAUAGUGGAAGCCACUUCAUGGGGAAGUGUUAUUAUCGGCAUGAUUUCACUUUUGGUAACCAGGUAAUCCUGUGUAUAUACCUAAGAUUGGCUUCAUUUUAAUAUAUUCUCUCUGCUCCUCUGCACUUCAGGUCUUCAGCUAUUUUAAAAAUUGGGUUUUGGCAAUCACCAACUGAAAUGUUUAUGGCAACUGCUUUCCUGAGCAAGCGUGAUGUGUUUUAUGGCUGUUCAAAUUAUCAAGUUGUUCUUAUAUUGUAGGUAUACAAAAACCUUAACUGUUUUUAAAGGUCACUGUAACUUGAGGUUCAAAUUUCUGGCACAAUUUUAUUUGUAUUCACUUCUGAAGCUAAAAAGAUACCACAGUUUUCUAUGUUACUCUCAUUGUAACAUCAAUAAAGUGACUUUCAAUAAAAGAUUUUAUGUUAUUUUGA